Molecule: messenger RNA, 240 nt
Organism: Cercopithifilaria johnstoni
Lineage: Eukaryota; Metazoa; Nematoda; Chromadorea; Rhabditida; Onchocercidae
Source: the annotation of a GenBank genome assembly
AUGUAUAAAAAAGCGGCUUUCAAGAAAGCGUUGGCAAACAUGGAUUUGGGACUUAUGUCUAGUGAAAUGGAAGGAAAUGUGACUGUAAGCAAUGUCGCCUUAAGCAUUGCCCAGAAAGAUAGAAGCAAUCAUAGUUCCCUUGAUCUAAAAAGUCUAGGAUCUAUCUGCAUCAUACGAAGAAGACGCUGGAAAAUGAAAAAUGGAACUGAUAUGAAAGAUGCUCUGCCUUGCUACAUUUAG